CUCAGUCUUGUUACGAACAGCAUAAAAGGAGGACGCAACUGUUCUCUAUCUCUCUCUUUCUCUACACUCACACUCACACACCUUGACUCCCUCACCUUUUAGGACUGAUGAGGGAGUGACUAGUGUGCUGACAAGUGUGACGAGUGUGAAUUUGGCAUUUACUAUUAUUACUGUGGUGAUAUUUGGUGAUAUUCGUGUUAUAUUGAUUAUGUUUUGGAGGUGUGGUGAAGAAAAAGUGUUAUUCUACCAAUAUUGUUAGAUAAAGUGGCUUAAUUGUUCAAAGCGAGAGAAAGAGAGAGAAAGAGAGAGAGAGUGAGAGUAGUGAUAAGUGUGAAACUAUUUACUGUAAUUCAAGAUCAUCCGUGAACGAAAUGCCAGCAGAAAAGAUGAUCAGGAAAUUAUAUUGUGGGUCGAGAUGCGCAGCGGCUGUACGGUUGGUGGUGAGUGUCGUGGUGGUGGGGAUGGCGGUCCUCGCCCUGUACCACCAGCACGCCCCUACCAGAGCCCCUACCAGCGCCAUCAAGGUCAAGUCCACACCUCUAAGCCUCACCACUCAUCAGAUCUACUUGCCAGAGUUCCCGAACAUGACAAGACCAGACCAGCCAGCGGACAUUCCCACACGAUUCCUGCUGGAGGAGGCCACAGCUUGCCACAGGAUCAAAGACGUGGAGUUGGUGGCGUAUGUGCACUCCGCCAUUAGUAGAGUGGAGCACAGACGGGAGACGAGGCGAACGUGGGCUAACUCUACCGCCCUCAGAAUGGUGGUAAUGUUCAUGGUGGGCCGCUCCAAGAACAGACACGAGCAGGAAUUGAUUGAGAGGGAGAGCUUCGUCCAUCACGAUAUAGUGCAAGGUGACUAUGCCGACUACUACCGCCUGCUGAGUUACAAGGCGCUCUCUUCCCUGUACUGGAUCACCAAGCACUGCGCCCACGUGCCCUGGACCGUCCAUGCUGACGACGACAUUCUCAUAGACACCUUCCGCCUUCGGCAGUUCAUCCAGGGACAAAACGGGAGCAAGGACAGAGAUAAACUCCACUGCAGGAAACUCGUGAAGCAGCCAGUAAAGAGAAAAGGGAAAUGGAGCGUAUCGCCCAGUGAAUUAGCACUCAAGCACUACCCUCCAUAUUGCGAAGGGUUCUUCUGGCUGCUCCCUACUACACAGGUGUCUAUACUCCUGCAAGCGUCCGCCCAUGUUAAGUUUAUGUGGGUGGACGAUGCUUAUGUCACAGGAUUCAUGGCCAUCAAAGCUAACAUCUCCAUUCAUGACAUCAAGAACCUUAAAGGUGGAGCCACCAUGGCCUCAGCGCAGGUGGGUACCAACAUGGUCUGGGUGCAUCUAAAGAAAAGAUCGUUGCAGUGGCCUCGUAUAUUACACCACUAUCGCGUCUCCGGGUCACCGUAGCCACACUUCACACAUGGACGGUUACCGAGUGUUAUUGAUUCCUUUGAUAGGGUAACAGUCGAGGUGUGUGUGUCGGUGGAUGACUUGAGCGUGGAAUGAUGCGUUGAUCUCUGGAAAGCAGCCUUGUAUUAUGCUGUUUUGGUGGAGAAUCAACUUUUUCAUUCUAUCUUUUGUAAGUGAGUACGUUUCCUAGGAAAUGUAUAAGGAACUUGAAGAAAAUCAAUCAUAUCUUUUCGAAGUGAUGUGAAAGUUUCUUGUGAAGUGAGUAAAGUGAAAGAAACAAUUUGAAUUAACAAUCAGCUCUCGUAAGAAGUUCAAGCAUUUCCUGCAAUCUUACAAAAGAAAAUGGAAAAAAAAUUGUUUCUAGGUAUAUACUUUAUGUGGGACUGAGAGAUUACGCUAUAAAAAACAUGACCUUGUCAUUCACAAUGACAUAUUCAGUUAUACUUCUGCAUGUUAAAAGCCAGUGAAGUGUGUGUGAAGAGAGAGAGAGAGAGAGAGAGAGAGAGAGAGAGAGAGAGAGAGAGAGAGAGAGAGAGAGAGAGAGAGACUCAUAAAACAUUUCAUGCACUUCAUGGAAUAAUGAAGUCAAAUUGCAGCCACAAAGAUGUAGCCAUCUCUCAUAUGGUGUUACUCGCAUUUCCACUUGACGCCUUGCAUUUGUCACAAGAAUUCAGUGUUGGUGUUCUGUAUUACUGAACAUGUAAGAUUUUUAUUCUCUUUUUAUUCCAGAUUUAGUGUGACGUGUUUUGUUCGUCCAGUAUGAAAUAAAUCGAUGAGGUUUAA
This is a messenger RNA of Portunus trituberculatus (swimming crab), 2189 nucleotides long. Its product is annotated as beta-1,3-galactosyltransferase 5-like. NCBI's taxonomy places the organism in Eukaryota, Metazoa, Arthropoda, Malacostraca, Decapoda, Portunidae. The coding region runs from base 372 to 1403 and encodes 343 amino acids. Gene Ontology annotation, molecular function: hexosyltransferase activity. The record is from RefSeq and is a predicted model, not a curated record. The transcript has 4 exons. Gene Ontology annotation, cellular component: membrane.